CAUUUAGUCGAUUUGUAACGUGUACAGAACCGAAUCACGGCAGACUUAGGCUUAUCCUUAUUGUUUAUAGAUCAGUUCUGUUUGUGCACGCGCGUGGCUAACCAGACGUGAAGGACAACUCCGGCCACCCGCUAGCAACUUCCUCCCGUCCAGUCAGAAGAUAGUCAUGGACAGUUUUGACAACUUAAGCGCCUCUGAGAAGGCAGAAGGGUCUGAACUUCAGAAGAUGAUCGCCAUAGAGCAGCAGAAGGCCCAGUUCCAGGCUCAGGUGCACACUUUCACUGAUGUCUGCUGGGACAAGUGCGUGGAUAGUCCGGGCGCCAAGCUGGACUACCGGACAGAGACCUGCCUGGUGAACUGUGUUGAGAGAUUCAUCGACACCACUCUGAGCAUCACCAACCGCUUCACACAGAUGGUUCAGAAAGGAGCGCACUGAUGCAGGACAUGGACUGGACUGUUGGUUUUUAGCCUGAUGAGAGACGUUUAGAGGAGAACCUAUUCUAUUUGGUAGAACCAGGAAAACCUCCGUGUUUCUGAAUGUGGAUCUGACAUUCAUCUAAAGAGGAUUUAGUGGACUGUUAGGUGGAGCUUAACUGUGAUGCCUUGACACCUCUGUACGUCCUAAACAAUUUAAUAAUAAAAGAACAGAAUCAGAUGUUUCUAUUGUUUAGAAGGUUUUACAUCUUUAAUUUCUUAAGUUCAAUGAGUAAAAAAAUAAAUCACAUUUUCAGCAUAUCUCCUUAAAGAUUUAGAAUUGGCUAAGCUGAUGUGUAAUUGAGAGAUAAAGAUCAAACUGUACGUAAAUUAAAUCAUUUUAAUUAGAAAAAUUA
Molecule: messenger RNA, 830 nt
Organism: Nothobranchius furzeri (turquoise killifish)
Lineage: Eukaryota; Metazoa; Chordata; Actinopteri; Cyprinodontiformes; Nothobranchiidae
Gene: timm8b
Product: translocase of inner mitochondrial membrane 8 homolog B (yeast)
Source: RefSeq, a predicted model, not a curated record